Babjeviella inositovora NRRL Y-12698 is the source of this 1981-nucleotide messenger RNA. It is a transcript of the gene JEM1, whose product is annotated as Jem1p. The record is from RefSeq and is a predicted model, not a curated record. The coding region runs from base 1 to 1806 and encodes 601 amino acids. Gene Ontology annotation, cellular component: endoplasmic reticulum. Gene Ontology annotation, molecular function: protein-folding chaperone binding; misfolded protein binding. Lineage: Eukaryota; Fungi; Ascomycota; Pichiomycetes; Serinales. The transcript is spliced from 2 exons. Gene Ontology annotation, biological process: protein folding in endoplasmic reticulum.
AUGUCUAACCCCGUAUCAGCCGUUGAUCUAAUUGAAACCACAACAAAGAAUCUGACUGCGUGCGGCGUGACGCCCACAACCUCUCGGCUGGUGCUAGCAGUGAGCUCGUCGCUUCUAACCCGGCUCGAGGAGACCGACCGUCUCUUCCUCAGCACCGGCCCCACCGCACAGCUCCUCCAGGAGUACGAUUCGCUCUUGGGUGCCUUACUCAAGGAGAACGCCGCUUCACAUGCUAUUCCGAGGGUUUACUACAAAAAGGGAAUCAUCGAGAUCACACUCGGACGUGAGCUACAGGCGGUGCUGGAUUUCCGUCAAUGUCUUGUGUAUGACCCGCACAUGGCGCCCGCGCGCAGCCGGUUGCUCCGUUUGUUGCUAGAAUUGGGCCGCUACGACGAGUUGGCCACCCAGAUUGCCGCUGAACCACUGCUUGUAGAACAGGCGGUGCUGGAUUUCGAUAAGUUCCACCAUGAGGUCCAGUUCGGCGUUCACGAGAUGAGCUUUCUCAAGGACACGUGUCCGGACUCGGCCGAAUACGUCGACAAGUGCACCAACUUGCUUGGCCUCUCGCCUUUAAACAAGGAGGUGCAUCAGUUGCGGUUAGCGGCAACUCUCAGAACCGAGCGCGAAGAUUUUUUGUCGCUUGUGCUCGACGAUCUCACCGCGUUGCACAAGCUCGAGCCGAAUGUGCUCGACCACACGCAGCGCCUCUCGUCGCUCUACCUCUACGGGUUCAGCGACUUUGAAAACGCAAAGCUGCUCACCGCCAAGUGCCUCAGGAACGAUAAUGAGUACAAGCCGUGUCAGGUGCAGUCGAAGGUGUACACUAAAUUCCUGGAGCUCCUCACACUUCUCGAGAAGGUGUCCAUUUACUAUUCCCACUUGGACGUAGCCGAGGUUUCAGAUGACUUAAAGGAGGAAAUUGAUGUCAGUGAAAAUGAAUGGGCAAAAUUGCACCAGUUGUUGUUUGAGAAACCCACGUUUUCCAAGGCAAUGCUGCGCCAGUUGGGGCUCACGCGCGAGGUUACGUCAAGUUUUGAAUUUCUCCGCGACACCGCGCACGCGCAAGAGAUCCCCGCGGUGCACAAUGGGUUUCUCCGUGACUUGACCAAGGCUGCAUGCGAGGCACACAUCCACCGCAAGGAAUACAAAGCCGCGAAACCGCUCUGCCAGGAGUUGUAUCUUGGAAAAGGUCUCCCGGAGGGCUCGAAGUUCUUCCCCGCUCACGUUCCUAAGAUCGACUUGUUGUUGAAAAAUCAGAAGUACGACCAGGCUGCUGCUCUUUUGAAUGAGUUUAACGCGAGGGUGAAGAAGACUCAGUUGUGGCAGCUGCGCCACGAACCGAUUGUGCAGCACCAGAAACAACAGCAGCAACAGCAGCACUUCCAUCGACAACAACAGCAGCAACAACAACAACAGUACCAACAACCGUUAAAGCCGAAGCACGAUUACUACAAGAUUCUCGGAGUGCCUCGUACGGCCGACGAUACAACCAUUAGAAAGGCAUAUAGAGACAUGACAAAGAAAUUUCACCCCGACAAGUACCGUGGUGACGCCACAGCCGAGCAGAUUGAAGAAAAAAUGACGCAGAUCAACCACGCCUACGAGGUGUUAGGUGACAAGGACUUGAGGGCACGCUACGAUAAGGGUGAAGACCCUAAUGACCCCGAGGCUGGGCGCAGGCAGCAGACCCAGCACCAUCAGAAUCCGUUUGCCGGCGGGGGCUUUGGGGGCUUUGGGGGCUUCGGAGGCAACAGCCAUUUCAAGUUCCAGAACAUGAAGCAUAAGAAGGCGCAGCGGGGGCAUUAAGUAGUGAACAUAUUACACAAUGCGGUAGAGUGUGUAGUAGGUUGGCUGGGGAAAGCGGACUACUGUGAGGCUUUCACUAACAGGAAGCUGAUUCCCAGUCUGGAUAGGUCAAACCAGAAGUUUACAAAAGACGGACGUCGGUAAAUUGAUACGUAAAUACACAUUUCAUUAGGUG